AUGGAGCGGCGCCGGGUGCCGGCACGGGCCGGGCCGGGCUGCGGCAGGCCCCGGCACGGCAGCAAGAGCCGAUCCAGGGACGGCCGCGACAGGAGCCAGGCACCCGCGAGGGCCGCGGCCGCGCUGUGUCGCGGCCAUCCCCGGGCCUGGGACGGCUCAUCCCGGCAGGAUCGGGAGCCGCCCUCGGGCGCGGGGCUGCCCGGGGAGCUGGACCGGCGGUGCUGGAUGGCGCUGCGCUGCGAGCCGCUGCCGCCGCGCCCGGCCCGGCCAGCAGAGAACCACUCCCACGGUGCGCUGUUGGCAAAAUCUGAGGAGUCGCUGGUGAGGAGAGAGGCAGGUGGACACACUCCAGCACCUUUUCUGGAUGGACAACGAUACUAUGAAAAGGGGUUGUACAAAGAAGCAUUAAAGCAAUUUGAAAAAAUCAAGGAUACAGAUUUUCAAGCAAUGUAUCAGCUUGGUGUAAUGUAUUAUGAUGGACUUGGCACUAAAAAAGACCCUGAAAGGGGAGUGGAAUACAUGAAUAAAAUACUCAACUCUGAUUCCCCAGAAGCAAGUCACUUGAAGUUUGCAGCUGCAUACAAUCUUGGCAGGGCGUAUUAUGAAGGAUGUGGUGUUAAACAUUCAACUGAAGAGGCUGAAAGGUUGUGGCUUACUGCUGCAGACAAUGGGAAUCCAAAAGCAAGUGUAAAGGCCCAGAGUGCUUUAGGAAUGCUUUAUUCUAUGCCGUUUCUAAAAAAUCUGAAGAAGGCCUUUUUCUGGCAUUCAGAAGCAUGUGACAAUGGAAAUCUGGAAUCAAAGGGAGCACUUGGCAUUAUGUAUCUCUAUGGACAAGGUAUACGUCGAAACAGUACAGCUGCUUUGGAGCAUUUGAGAAAAGCAACAGAACUUGGAAACAUCUAUGCUCAAGGCCAUCUUGUAGAAUAUUACUACACUAGAAAAUUUUACUCAAAAGCUGCUGCACUAGCCAAAAGGGCUACAGCAAAUGAUGACAUCAACAUGCUAGCCAAUAGAACUGACUGUCAUCCAAUGUAUAUAGCCAAAGGAGCUGCUAUGGCUGCUUUCUAUUUGGCUAGAUGCCUCCAGCUUGGCCAAGGCACAGAGAAAAACAAGCAUGCUGCUGCAAAGUAUUAUUCUAAAGCAUGCCAUCUGGAUCCUGCUGUUGCUUCUCACCUUGAACUGGCAGCUAAUCUUGGGAGAAUUUAG
Messenger RNA from Lonchura striata (white-rumped munia), 1206 nucleotides. The record is from RefSeq and is a predicted model, not a curated record. NCBI's taxonomy places the organism in Eukaryota, Metazoa, Chordata, Aves, Passeriformes, Estrildidae.